Aspergillus piperis CBS 112811 is the source of this 384-nucleotide messenger RNA. RefSeq names its product GFA family protein. Bases 1 to 384 code for a protein of 127 amino acids. Gene Ontology annotation, molecular function: carbon-sulfur lyase activity. Lineage: Eukaryota; Fungi; Ascomycota; Eurotiomycetes; Eurotiales; Aspergillaceae. The transcript is spliced from 5 exons. The record is from RefSeq and is a predicted model, not a curated record.
AUGCCCUACACCGGCCGUUGUAACUGCACCAGCGUCUCUAUCACCCUUCCGGCACAGCCGGAGAGGAGUGUAGCCUGCCACUGCAUCAACUGCAAGAAAGCUGGAGGAGGCUCUUUCUCAAUCAACUACUUCAUCGAUCAAAGUGACAUGACCAUCGAAGACCCCAGCCAGGCAAUGAAGAUCUACAGCGAUCCCAACACUUCUUCGGGGAACAUCAUCCAGCGUCAUUUUUGCUCCAGUUGUGGAAGCCCACUAUUCACGUUGUCGCCAAAGGUGCCGGGUAAAGCGUAUCUGAAAGCAGCGCUGUUUGACAUUGUGUCAAAGCCAGAAUCGGUGUUUUUCGGCGAUAAGCAGGAGGAGUGGGUGAGCAUUAACAUGGCAUAG